Striga hermonthica is the source of this 324-nucleotide messenger RNA. The record is from the annotation of a GenBank genome assembly. Lineage: Eukaryota; Viridiplantae; Streptophyta; Magnoliopsida; Lamiales; Orobanchaceae.
AUGGAAUUGUCAGGGCCAUUGGUUCCCCAACUUGGAAAUUUGCCGAACCUACAGUAUUUAGAGGUAUACAAUAAUACGAUAAAUGGGACUAUACCAUCGGCGCUUGGAAAUCUUAUUCAGUUGGUCAGCUUGGACCUUUACGACAACCAUCUCACUGGCGAUAUUCCACCGGAGUUAAGAAAACUGAAGAAUUUUAGAUUCCUUCGCUUAUAUGAUAAUGCGGGUUUAUCAGGCAUCGUACCUGAGGACCUGGCGUGUAGCCAAAACCUUAAAGUUGUGGAAGUAACCGAGGGAACCAGUGUGACCCUCCCUACAUGCCCUUAA